AUGUCGUGUCUUUCUCCUGACGUCGUAGCUGCCACUAAGUGCAUCUGCCUUUCUUCCUCUUUUUUCCGAUCGGUCGUCGCCGUUCCUCUUGUUAUUACCUGCUACGCUUUGCCGGCGUCCACCUUCUUCCUCAGCACCCUUGACAACGUUGCAUGUUGUCGUCGUCGUCCGGUCGUUCACCCCUCCCCCUCGUCCGUGCAUCACAUAUGUUCGACUGACCGACCAGCCGUCGUUGUUUAUGUCUCGUCGUUGACGGUGGACUGUACCACAGCUGGUGGUAGAAUGCGUUCCAUUGGCCAGACCGAGACCGAGCCGAGCGCGGUUGUGGACCGCGGUUCAUCCAUCCACCGAAUGCAACAUGCCAAUUGGCGACUGCCGAAUAACGAGUGUCGCUGUGGUCCUUUGGACGUUAGUGUCGCAUGUCCUUAUGGACAGCAGCCGUUGAGUUUCGCCAAAUUCUCUCCCAAACGCGAGGUGUUUCCGCCGAAUGAUUUCACUUUCGCCGUCGCCGUCCUGCGGCAUGCAACCUCUUCUCCUCAAUUCGUUUGCCGCCGUCGUCAAGAGCCCUUCUGGCGGUGA
Messenger RNA from Soboliphyme baturini, 579 nucleotides. Lineage: Eukaryota; Metazoa; Nematoda; Enoplea; Dioctophymatida; Soboliphymatidae. The record is from the annotation of a GenBank genome assembly.